Ricinus communis (castor bean) is the source of this 2705-nucleotide messenger RNA. Its product is annotated as CDPK-related kinase 5. Gene Ontology annotation, biological process: protein autophosphorylation; intracellular signal transduction; peptidyl-serine phosphorylation. Gene Ontology annotation, molecular function: calcium ion binding; calcium/calmodulin-dependent protein kinase activity; ATP binding. Gene Ontology annotation, cellular component: cytoplasm; nucleus. The record is from RefSeq and is a predicted model, not a curated record. NCBI's taxonomy places the organism in Eukaryota, Viridiplantae, Streptophyta, Magnoliopsida, Malpighiales, Euphorbiaceae. The transcript is spliced from 11 exons. The coding region runs from base 388 to 2280 and encodes 630 amino acids.
CGUCGUUUUCCUUAUUAUCGCGACCUUUAGAUCCCCAUCUAUCCAUCCUUUUAAACAAACAAACAAACAGACAAACAGACCUCCAAUGCUCCCAUAAACCCAAAAUCCUCUCCUUUCAGUUUCCUUUCUUUCUCUCUCUCUCUCUCUCUCUCUCUCUCUUUUCUUUAUUCUGUUUUUUCUUUUCGAGAAUUUUCGAAAAGGAAAAUGAAAUUGAAUUUGAAAUUGGAAACCCUAGAAAUGGAAAUCAGUAGCUGAAUUUGAUCUCCAUUCUAUCAUUAUAUACAAUGCUGCUGUUUUGACCAUUUUUUUGUUUGAAAUCUAAAGUAACUAAACAAAUUCCUCUUUAUCUCUCUCUGUAUCAAUUUUGUUUGGGGAGAGGUUAAAAAAAUGGGUCUAUGCAGCUCCAAACCCUCCCCAAACCUUAAUAGUACCAUAUCAUCACCUGUUUCCGAUACUAGACCUGCCGUUGUUCGAGCUAAUGAUAGCUCUAUUCCUAAACCGAAUUUAGAAAACGGGGAGCCAAAUGGAAACCCUAGAAAUGAGGAUCAGAAAGACGAAGAAGAGAAGGAGGAGGAAAAAACUGGCAAAGAAAAAGAAGAAAAAACGGCGUUAGAUAACGUUAAAAAGUCUCCGUUUUUUCCGUUUUAUAGUCCAAGUCCAGCGCAUUAUUUUUUCUCUAAAAAGUCGUCGCCAGCGAGAUCUCCGGCGGCGAGUGCGAAUUCUACUCCGAAAAGGUUUUUUAAACGGCCGUUUCCUCCUCCGUCGCCGGCGAAGCAUAUACGAGCUGUGUUAGCUCGGCGGCAUGGAUCGGUUAAGCCUAAUGAGGCAGCGAUUCCCGAAGGGAGUGAAGGUGCUGACAUGGCUACAGGGCUUGAUAAAAGCUUUGGAUUUUCAAAACACUUUGGGAAUAAGUAUGAGCUAGGAGAUGAAGUUGGGAGAGGACAUUUUGGGUACACUUGUAAAGCUAAGUUUAAGAAAGGUGAACUUAAAGGACAAGAAGUUGCUGUUAAAGUUAUACCCAAAGCUAAGAUGACUACAGCUAUUGCAAUUGAGGAUGUGAGAAGGGAGGUUAAAAUAUUAAGAGCAUUGACUGGACAUAACAAUUUAGUACAGUUUUAUGAUGCAUAUGAAGAUCAUGAUAAUGUGUACAUAGUUAUGGAGUUAUGUGAAGGAGGAGAACUAUUGGAUAGAAUACUUUCAAGGGGUGGAAAAUAUACAGAGGUGGAUGCAAAGGCUGUCUUGAUACAGAUAUUAAAUGUUGUUGCAUUUUGUCACCUUCAGGGUGUGGUGCACCGGGAUCUUAAACCUGAGAAUUUUCUCUUCACAUUAAAGGAGGAAAGCUCACAAUUGAAAGCCAUUGAUUUCGGCUUGUCAGAUUUUGUUAGGCCAGAUGAGAGACUCAAUGACAUUGUUGGCAGCGCAUACUAUGUAGCACCUGAGGUUUUACAUAGAUCUUAUGGUACAGAAGCUGAUGUCUGGAGUAUAGGCGUGAUUGCAUAUAUUCUUUUGUGUGGCAGCCGUCCUUUUUGGGCUCGGACUGAAUCUGGUAUUUUUCGGGCUGUUCUAAAGGCUGAUCCAAGUUUUGACGAGACUCCUUGGCCUUCCCUAUCUCCCGAGGCAAAAGACUUUGUCAAGCGCCUAUUGAAUAAAGACCAAAGAAAAAGAUUGACUGCUGCCCAAGCACUAUGUCAUCCCUGGAUGAAAAGUUCUGCUGAUGUCAAUGUGCCUUUGGAUAUUCUAAUAUUCAAACUCAUGAAGGUUUAUAUGCGUUCAUCAUCUCUUCGUAAAGCUGCUCUAAGGGCUCUAUCUAAGACAUUGACUGUGGAUGAGUUAUUUUAUUUGAAGGAGCAGUUUGCACUUCUGGAACCAAACAAAAACGGCACUAUAAGCUUAGAAAAUAUCAAAUCGGCCUUGAUGAAAAAUGCAACCGAUGCCAUGAAGGAGUCACGUAUCCCUGAUUUUCUAGCUUCACUUAAUGCCCUACAGUAUAGAAGGAUGGAUUUUGAGGAAUUUUGUGCAGCCGCUUUAAGUGUUCACCAAUUAGAGGCUCUUGAUAGAUGGGAGCAACAUGCUCGUUGUGCCUAUGAACUUUUUGAGAAGGACGGCAACAGGGCAAUUAUGAUUGAGGAGCUGGCAUCGGAACUUGGCCUUAGUCCCUCGGUCCCUGUACAUGCUGUUCUCCAUGAUUGGAUCAGGCACACUGAUGGCAAGUUGAGCUUCCUUGGAUUUGUAAAGUUGUUGCAUGGUGUGUCUAGCCGCACCCUUGCAAAAACUCAAUAGAAGUCUUUUAGAUGAGGCAGAUGCUCCAUGACUCGGGUGGAUGUCCAUAAACUGUAUUGGGCCAACAGAAAACCAGGUGAGAGGCACUUGAAGACGGCCUGGAAACGAAAAACAUGUUUGCUGCUGCUGUAAAUCAGGGUGCAGGAAAUUAAGUUUGAGACAGAAGUUUCAUCUGUGGCACAACCCUUGUAUACGUUUUAGGGAAAAAGAAUAAGAAAAAAAAAAAAGAAAGAAAGAAAAGAAAACGGUGCUACUUGUGUCGAUGAAGCUUAGGCAUCUGAUGAUUUCCACUUUCCACUGUAAAGCUGUGUAGUUUAAGUGUGUUUAGUUGCAGGUGUGAGAUAAUUUUCUCAAAACUGGUCGACGGACACUUGAUGUUCUUACAUAAUGGACUGGGCUGACAGGUCCGUGAUUGAUUUGUAUCA